UCAGAGGCCGCGGCUACCCGCAUUCGGCUCAGUGUUUUACUUUCACGGUACCGUUACUGAGCUUUAAACGCCCUGGAUCGCUGAUUCCGGAUGGGGACGCAGCCGAGACGGCUAUAUCGGACCCCACCCACCACAGUCCGCACUCGAGCGAACAGCCUUGAAGUCACUGCAGUGCACACGCAGGUAGAAAUGUUGUGCUGCAAGCGUCCUGCCCUCUCGGGUCGAGAGUGCGGACUUGCGUCACCCAAGCAAGAUGAAAUAGCGAGGGAGUAAAGAGAGAACGAAGCUGCUGUGACAGCUUGGCGUCGCUGUGCCGCUUGCUGCAGACUUACCCCUAGGCUGCGCACGGUGAGCGGACGUGAGUCGGCCCCAAAAGGGCCGGGCCGCAGCGAGUACGGGAGUGUCGCGCGGAUAGCGGUUACUAAGGCGACCGCCGCUCCCUUGGACUGCAAGGUGCAGGCGCUUUACUGCGUGGCGUGUGCCCGGGAGAGCGGAGCUGCUCAUCGACUUGUCGCAUCUGACAGCAAACAUGACAGAGCUGAGGCAGAGAAGAGGCGAUGGAGGAGACGCAGGAUAUCGAGACAACGACAACAUUAGCGACAAGGAGACAGACGGAGAAGACAAAACUGAAAUUGGAGGAGAAGCAGACCGCGAUUCUAAACAGGACACAGAUACUCCUGAGGUACAACCAUCUGUUGACAAUACUCCAGAAUGUCUCAACAAGGCUCUGUCUGGACUUUCAUCAAGAUGGAAGAACUGGUGGAUUCGUGGAAUUUUAACAUUAACAAUGAUCUCUGGCUUCUUCUUAACCAUCUAUAUGGGACCACUGGUACUCAUGUUUCUGGUUCUUGGUAUUCAAAUCAAGUGCUUCCAUGAAAUUAUAACAAUUGGAUAUCGGGUUUAUCAUUCAUAUGACCUUCCCUGGUUCAGAACAUUAAGCUGGUACUUCCUGCUGUGUGUAAAUUACUUUUUCUAUGGAGAGACAGUGGCUGAUUACUUUGUCACCUUUGUCCAAAGAGAAGAGCCCCUUCAGUUUCUUGUCCGUUACCAUCGAUUUAUUUCUUUUGCUCUCUAUUUGACAGGUUUCUGCAUGUUUGUAUUGAGCUUAGUGAAGAAACAUUAUCGCCUGCAGUUUUAUAUGUUUGCUUGGACCCAUGUGACCUUAUUGAUUGUGGUUACUCAGUCCCAUCUUGUCAUUCAGAAUCUGUUUGAAGGAAUGAUCUGGUUCAUCGUUCCAAUAUCCAUUGUCAUCUGCAAUGAUAUCAUGGCUUACUUAUUUGGAUUCUUCUUUGGAAGGACACCGUUGAUUAAAUUGUCUCCCAAGAAGACCUGGGAAGGUUUCAUAGGAGGAUUUUUCUCAACUGUCGUUUUUGGGUUCUUAUUUGCAUAUCUCCUGGCUCAGUACACAUAUUUUGUUUGCCCAGUGGAAUACAGUGAGUCAAAUAGCUUUGCAGUUUCCUGUGAACCUUCUGAACUGUUUGUGUUGCAAGAGUAUACACUCCCAUCGCCACUAAGGACUCUCUUGAGAUGGAAAACAGUGAAGCUGUACCCAUUUCAGAUCCACAGCAUUGCUCUUUCAACAUUUGCCUCACUUAUAGGUCCUUUUGGUGGCUUUUUUGCCAGUGGAUUCAAAAGAGCUUUCAAAAUUAAAGAUUUUGCAGAUACGAUUCCGGGUCAUGGUGGCAUCAUGGAUCGAUUUGACUGCCAGUACUUGAUGGCAACAUUUGUUCACGUAUACAUCACUAGCUUUAUCAGGGGCCCCAACCCAAGUAAAGUGUUGCAGCAGCUGAUGGUUCUGCAGCCCGAGCAGCAGUUAAGCAUUUUCAACACCCUGAAAUCCCAUCUCACGGAGAGAGGGAUGAUCCCCCCUGUUGAAGCUGUACAGUAAGGCGCGCUGUAUGACCACGGAGUCUUGAUCAGGGCACGGGACCAGCGGCACCCCAAGACUGCCGUCCUCCGUCUUCACCCCAUUGCACAACAGGUGUAAAUACACUCCUGGCGAGCAGAGCCGUAGGAGCCGAUGGUAGCCUUACUUUGUACCUAGCGGUCCGCUCUAAACUUUGUAGUGGGAGACACCAUCUCGAAGUUUGUUGCCAAAUAUUAAUGAAGGGCGAGUCCGGGGUUUGGUUUAAUGUGCUUGGACUCGUUGACGAGCAGUGCAAUAUUUCCUUAAAGUAGGGAAAAUUGAUGUUUAGUUUUGGAAUUCAUACUAUACAUUUCACGAUAACUAAUCAAUGUUAAAAUGUGAAUAUAAAACGUCUGUGUAUUUAACAUAGGCAUCUUUUUUCUUUUUGUAAUUAGCAGGGGACGUUUGGGGCGCUGCGUUUUCUGGUGCUUUUAUGCAUUCCUGUGAUUUUCUCUGCCUGCUUCUGCAUAAAAAUAAUGUGUUAUGAACUCCAAAUGCUAGCGGCAAUCACAUGAAGUCUUUUCUAGCCGGUAUGUCAACAAAUGCAUAUAUAUAUAUAUAUAUACACACACACAUAUAUAUAUGAGGUAUGAAAUUAUAUAAAUAAUUUAACUAUUCUAAAUGUAGUCAGAACUUUAAAUAAGGGAACACUACUGCGCUAAGGCACGCUGAACAGAAACGGCAGAGUGGAGGAGACUGCACAUUCACCUACGACACUCUAACGUUAAUCAAUCUGCCAUUUUUAAAUGCACAGUUAUAUGACCAAUUUUAAGUUGAGUGGGCAAGGAGUGAAGAAAACAUCAAUGGCUGUACCCACGUGAAACUGUCAAGAAGGCAAACUGUUUUAAGUCAUUUUUAACAUUGUAAAGGCGGUCUAGAGAAUGACCAAUGAAAGGGAAUCGAAAAUGUCGAGUUUGCUAUGCGUUUUGGAAGUUGGUGACACACGACGACUUGCGUGUGAAAAACUUCACUCCAUUAAAACCAAUGUCACAGGAAUGCCAGAGGAGCAGAGGUUAGUAAUCCUUUAGUCCACCCACUUCAAUGUCCUGUAGACAGAGUGCUCUGGAAAAACUCCCAUCAAGCCUUGCGUCACGUCCACCAAGCCUCAUCUGUCUGAGGAAUGCCCAAGAAGUAGAGAUCUUACCUGACCUCACAAGAGGGUUGUGUUCAGAUGGUCUUCACAGAGUUCAUCACAUCCCUGACCAGUUUGCCCGGCUACCACAUCAAAAAAAGCAGAGCAGUGCCAUUAAUUGCCUGCCCACCAUCUGUCAACAUUACGUUACCCAAUCCUGCCCAGCCAUUGAGAGGGCCCACAUGUUCGCACCCCGCUAUAACAAAUUAACGUCAUGUUUCUUGUCUCGCAGGAAACUCCUGUGGUGUGAUUCAGGGUGCAAAGUCCACAUCGAGAGUGAGCAGGCCGUGCGCCAUUUCCAAGUGUUUGGUGGGUUAGACCGUUCUGUGCUGCGGGUCAAACACGUGAAUCUGAACCGGUCUUACAGUUGAAAUGAACUGCUGAUGAUUCCGUUUGACCGAGUAGCUGGACAUUCCCAUGACCAAAGUUAAAAGACACAAACUAAUGUUAAAUGUUGAUUUUAAAAUGAGUUUAAUUCCAUUGUGCCUAAACUGAACAACAAAGAACAUCUAUUAUUAAAAAAAGCAAGCCUCACUUAGCUCUCAAGCGCUUCUGAUCAACAAUACGAUGUACUUGAAAUUAAAAGGUUUCCUGUUUAUGAUGCAACUCAGUAAAUAGGAAACAUUUUUGUUAUGAAAGCUGAAGAACACGACAGCAACUUCAUUUCAUUAACACACUUAGCAUGUUGUCCUUGGGCUGAAUUUUAGAUAAAGCUAUUUGGUUAAAUUACAGUUAGAUUAAAUUAAAGUACAAAUGUAUGAAAAAAGUUCAUAUAUUCAUGUUGUACAUCAGUGUUGUACUGUAUAAAAUGGUUCGUGUAUACACUGUACGCACAAUAAAAUCCACCUAUGAAAUGACGCAGACCUCUCCACAAACGUAAAUUUAAUCGUGUCGUUACACAAAAUGCAAAAUGAGUGAGCGCGGAAUUUACGCAAAGCAAAGAUUGCAUCACAAAUGUAAUGUAGACAAUGAAAUGCAAUGUGCUGCUUUUACUUAAGUGGAAAUAACGUGUGAGGUUACAGGUGCCCAAAGCUAAAUUCUCCAUUACGCAAACCAGAAAUUGACCUUUUUUUGUCCGUCACAGUUUCCUCAUUUGAGGAUUGGAGUUUCACCUGCUCCUGUAAAUUUUAUCCAAAGAGUGCAGCAAACAUUCCGACGGCUUUUCAAGGAAAUCAGACGUAGGCAGGAGGCAUCUCUUAUCUGACCAGUUCAGUAUCAGCCAAGUGAUUGUGCUGUGUGUCCAGUUGUUCGUAUUAGUCAGUAUUAGUUUUUUUUUUUUUAGUUUCCAUGUUUGUCGCCCUGCGUGUCAAUGAUGUGUUUGUGUGAUAAAGCCGGACUGUUUGGGCCUCCUCUGCCUGUCGUGCGACUUAUCGGCAGCGAACUUCUUCAAGGGGCUGCUUUUACAAUUUCACCCAUUUGUGUUUCGAUUGUUUUAGUGUAUUUUCUCACACUACAAAGUGAUGCUGUUGUGUUAACCUUCUAAGCUUAUUUGUACCAAAUAAGUUAAAUUGAACAAAGCCUGCAUAGGAUUCUGCAUACGUGGUAAAUUUAAACGUCGUAUCGUUACAUUUGGGCGGAAUGGAUGGGAGCUAAAGCAAUACACCGUAGAUGCAAACUAAAGUAAUAAAACAUCUUUGAUUGUAGCAGCUUGAAAGUCUGGAUUUGCAUUCUGUGGGCCAGUUAUCCAGACGAGCAACAGACGUUAAGCCAUCGACCACCGGUAGUGGUCUUCCCGGCCCACCUUCUGCUUUAAUUUGAAGGAUUGCGGAGUUUAAACAAAGGUUGUCGUACACAUUUGGGUUUUAUGUUUACUUGAAACAAUGAUGCGUGUCUUUUAGGAACAAUUGAAUUAACUUUAUUAGUGAAAUGAUCCACUAAUACAGAGGAGGAUGGCCUUUGUUCCAGCAUUUCACUCUUGUCUACGUUUACGACGAGGCGCUUCCUUUGAACAUCACAAUAAAGACCUGUGACGGUGGAUCGGGUGUGAACAUUACGCAACGAUUUGACGCGUUCCUUGUUGAGAUUCUUUGCGUCUUGUUCAGAAAUUAGGUCUUUUGUUUGUAGCUUGCAGUUAACUUAAAAUCCAGACAUUUUUAAACGUAUCUUAGAACGUAUAUAUAUAUAUAUAUAUAUAAUAAUAAUAAUAAUAAUAAUCUGUUAUUUGUUAGCUAAAUAUAAUGUGAAAAGUCCAGUCUUUAAGCUUAAGUAGCUGUUUGUGGUUACAAGAUCAUCACCAGGCUUCACACUAAAAAUAAAAAACCAACAAGCGAAAACGGCAAAAGCAGGGGAGCCGGGGGUCACAAACACGCCGCGUCUUUCCGAGCCGUCAUUGCGUUCUUCUCAUUUCUUUGUCUGAUCCCAUUUACGAUUGUCCCUAACGUAAUAUAUAUUUAAUUUAGAGAAAUAAUUAGAGAAAAUGUAAUAUUGUACUCUUACUAGGAAUUUUUUGGCAAUAUGAAGGAAAUUAGGCUAUUUUUGGUAUUAUAAGAAACAUAUCCUGUUUAUUGCAUUUAAAUUAUUUUUAUGAAAUGUGGGACUUACUUGACAUGUAACACUGAAACCUGGUAAAAAAGAAAUUAAAGAAGGAGUUUUAUUUUUA
Messenger RNA from Polypterus senegalus (gray bichir), 5637 nucleotides. RefSeq names its product CDP-diacylglycerol synthase (phosphatidate cytidylyltransferase) 1 (gene cds1). The record is from RefSeq and is a predicted model, not a curated record. The coding region runs from base 530 to 1888 and encodes 452 amino acids. The transcript is spliced from 13 exons. Gene Ontology annotation, cellular component: endoplasmic reticulum membrane. Gene Ontology annotation, molecular function: phosphatidate cytidylyltransferase activity. Lineage: Eukaryota; Metazoa; Chordata; Cladistia; Polypteriformes; Polypteridae.